Messenger RNA from Plasmodium vivax (malaria parasite P. vivax), 7251 nucleotides. RefSeq lists its product as hypothetical. Bases 1 to 7251 code for a protein of 2416 amino acids. NCBI's taxonomy places the organism in Eukaryota, Apicomplexa, Aconoidasida, Haemosporida, Plasmodiidae. Gene Ontology annotation, molecular function: telomeric repeat DNA binding; telomerase RNA binding. The transcript has 2 exons. The record is from RefSeq and is a predicted model, not a curated record. Gene Ontology annotation, biological process: telomere maintenance via telomerase. Gene Ontology annotation, cellular component: telomerase catalytic core complex.
AUGUGGCAGUUGUGCACAGACAAGAAAAUAAAAAUCUUCAAAACGUACCUGAAGAAAAAGCUCAAGGUGGAGGCGCACACCCUGGGGGAAUACGCGCUCCAGCACGACGAGAAGUUCCGGAGGAUAUUCUCCGCGAGCAUUUUAAAAGAACACGUCGUUGCCAAGAGGAAGAAGGACAAGCUGUUCAUCCUAAACGAAGUACUCAUAGACAAAACAUUUUUCCAAGAAGAUUUCUACUUUCAAUAUUUUUUGCAAAAUGUUUUGUUGCUAGAAGAUUUGACUUUAAAGAGACUGGAGGGAAACCACCAAGGGGACUUCCUCUUCAAAGAGAAAAAAAACGACAUCCUCAAUUGGAAACAGGGGUACAGUCAUAUAAAAAAAAAAUUAAAUGAAAAGGGAAUUGACCAGAAGAGUAAAAUCUACAAAAACUCCGUGCUGCUGUUUAACUCCACCAAAUUUUCCUAUCAAGAUAAAAACUGCUGUGAUUACUUUUACAGCUUGAAAGUUUGGGACAUUUUCUUUAAUUAUGUUUCUUUUGAAUUUUUAAAUUACCUCCUCUCCAAUACACUUAUCUUCAUAUCUGAUUUUUUUUUUCUUAACCUGAAUGAGAAGCCCCCUGUGCAGAAUUCCCUCCUUUUUGUAGUCAGCCACGUUGAGCUGAAGUAUGAUGACAGUAGGGAAGUGCAAGACGGGAUACUUUCCAAGAAGAGGAAGCUCCCAUACAAUGCAAAGCAGGUGAAGAUCCUUUACCAGAGGGACCAGCGUAGAUUCCCCCUUGAAAGAGCGCUUCUCAGCGAGGUAACCAGCGAAGUGGUGGGCUGCCACCCAGAGGGGGACCCCCCCCAAGGGGAGCCUCUCCCCUCGGAGAGAAACGGCAUUCCAGGGGACCUACAAAGGGAAGAUGCCCCAGUGGAGGGAUCCGCCAAACAAAAAUCCCAAUAUGUUGACAAAGCCGAUUGUGUAAAAGGCGCAAACAAGAGGAAGAUCAACCAGCGGGGCAGCGACGGAGAAGUCAUUUCAGGUGGGAAGCGCAAGAAGAAGAAAAUGACCCCAGACGACGCUUCAAAGGGGGGAAAACAAACAGACCGCUUAAAUUUUGCAAUGAAAAGGGAAGCGGCAAAAAGGGAGGGAUCCAUCCGUGCAGAUGACACACAAACGGAUGGACGGCAAUAUAAAUAUUUAUUCAAAAGGAAAAAACAAACGGUGAGGAGGAACGAAGUUAACUCGUACGUUAACCACCUCUACCUAGUCCAGUGCAGUGGGAGAAUCAUCAAAAAUGAGUUCCUCAAGGAGAUGAAGCAGAUGCAGAAGGAGAACGAGCAGGCGGAAGACACACACGGGGGCCACACCGAAAUGGACGUUUUGGAAAACGGGUCAGAGACAGCAAAAGGGGAGGAGCAAAACGCACAAAAAAAGCCACUCCCGCAGAUAAGCUUCUUCCCUGAUGAGAAACCCGAAAGGGAGCCUCCCAGCACCUGGAAGUGCAAAGCCCCGCAGGAGGAGAAGAAAAAGUGGAGCAAAAUAAUCAUCAAUCGAAAUAACAUCCUGCAGCAUAACACGACAAACAAGUACAAGAAUUUCCUCCUAAAUGAGAAGAUCCUUUUCGAAAAAAUUGAAAAUGUCCCCCUGUUCACCUACCACCUGCUGAAUUACAUUUUCAAGUCAGAUCAAAAGUACUUUUUCCACAACAACUUUAUUGAUGAGUAUAAACAUAAAAUUUCCAAGCAGAUCAAAUGCAACUCGAAGAAGAAUGACAUAUCGUUCCGUUUGCUAAGGAAGGAAGGCACCACAGCGUUGGCGGCGUUGGCGGCAUUGGCGGCACCCACAGCAUUGGCAGCACCCACAGCGUUAACCGCGUCGAACGCGAUAACCGCAUCAACCGCGUCGAACGCGCCCCUCUGCGGCAGGGGCAAAGACAAACGAAACGACAACGUGGCCGCCCGACUGAAAAAAACGAAGAUACUGAAACAUGUGUACGGCCACUUCGAACAGUUCAUCAGAAAUACCAGGCAGGCAAAUUUCGAUCAAUUGUAUAGCCAGUAUUUCCCAAAAAAUAAAAUGAAAAAUAAAAUUGGAAAAAUUUUUAAAACGAUCAAAUCGCGCAUUAUUCACAAAUAUAAAAUUUUAAAUAUACGGAGAAACAGAAAAUUUAUUAAACAAAAAAUGUAUGAUGUGUUUUUUAAAAAUUAUGACUUCCUUUCAUUUUCUUUUAAAACCUAUCAAGUUGUUAAUUUCAUCGUCCAUAUUACGAAGAAAUGUGUGCCCGUGAAACUUCUGGGCAGUCGCCACAAUUUUAAGGUCUUCAUAAAAAAUGUGAAAAAUUUCGUCCUACUUAAUUACAAAGAAAAUUUCACCAUGGACCAGAUGAUGAAGCACAUCAGGGUUAGAAGUGUCUUCCAGAAGGGGGCCCCCCACAUGCAGAUGAAAAAUGCUGAUGUAGGUGCACUGGGGGGGAGGGAAACCCAACUGGUGACCCCAGCACCUUCCACUCCCCUCCCUACACACACCCCUUAUGAAGAAGAAAAAACGUGGAAAUUAAAGAGGAGGAGAAAACAAGUAAGAUUCUUCGACCCGGAGAAAGACACCCCCCUGUUUGAGAUCCUUAGGAGGAAAUAUUUGAAGAAGAAGAAAAAAAUUAACAUAGCCCUUCUGAAGAGGCACUUUCUAAACAGACUCAUUUAUUUCCUCUUCAACUACCUCAUCAUGCCAGUAAUUAGAAAAUACUUUUUCCUCACCAAGUCGGAGCACACCAUUUACAGAACCAUUUUUUUUGACAGGAAAUUGUGGAGCUACUUUACCAAAAUUUCCAACUUUUGUCUCUACCACCAGAAUUUUCGCGGCAAGAAGUUGAAGCGCAGGGCCGAGUCGGGGGAGAAGGGGCGGACGCGCGGUGGGCACCUAAAGCGGGGGAAACUCCAGAAGGGUCGUACCCCAUCCAAAGGGAGACAACUAAAAAGUAGUAGCGUACGAAAAGGGGUGACCAAACAGGUAGGCAGAAGUGCCUCUCCCCGUGUGCUCCAAAUCAGGGGCAGACAAAUCGAGAAGGGGAAGAAGCGCCCACUAGCAGUGCCAAACGGGGGGGGGAAAAAAAGAGAGACGCGUAAAAGGGCCCCAAUACGAAGCGGAAAAAAAAAGGAAACCUUCCAAUCGGGGAAGAACACAAAACGGGGGAGGACCACCCCCCCCGAAACGAACAAACGCAUCGAAGACCUCUACCAAAUGACCACCCUCAGCAAAAAAACGGUCAGACCCUUCUUAACCAAGUUUUAUUACAAAGUGAAGAAGAAGUAUUUCUCCCUCAGGAAAAGGUACCUCCUGCAUGGGGCGAAAAUGACCCCCCUGGGGGCCCAACAAUUUGCACAAUAUGUGCAUUUUUCGGACCAGAAGAGACACCUGUUUAGAUUCAUUUGCAAGCGCUUUUUUAAGAAAACGAAAAGGAACUAUGUGAAGCGGUUUUACAGGCUGGUCAAGCGGGUUGAGAGAAGGAUGGGCAUCAAGCGCGUCGGCAGCGGGGAGGCAAAACGGGGGAGAGACGAAAGGGCAGCGAUGUGUGGGGAGACCAGCCCGCGGAGGGAACCACCCGAGAAGAGGGCGGAGAAGCAGACGGAGAAACGGGUGGAGAAACGGGCGAAGAAGAGGGCGAAAAAGACGGAGACUGCGAAGAGUGCGAAGAGCGCGAAGAAAACCCACGUGCACAAAAUAAAAAGCGUGAUAGAGAAGCGGAACUUCCUGCUGAAGCUGAAUGCCAUAAACCGCUUUUUCUCGAAGAGGCUAAGAAUCAACUGGGUGCCGAAGAAGAAAGGGCUGAGGCCGCUCAUAAACCUGUCCACGCUGAACAUCCCAGAGAGUGUAAAAAAUAGAAUCCGGGAAAUUUUAAAAAAUAAAAAAAGCAGCGAGUUUUACUUCCACACCAUACUGAAUAACAUGGAAAGAGAUAGCAAAGAGAAAAACUCGAGGAGAAAAAAAUACAACAGAAAAAACUUCAACCCUGUUUCUUUAAAUCACAUCUGCAACUUCUCUUUAAAGUGUCUGGGAAAUGUAAGAAAUAAUAACAGCGCUUUGUUUCGAAAUACGCUAACCAAGACAAACGAAACGGAAUUGAAGCUGAAGAAGUGGCUGGAUUAUUUGAAGAACUGGUUCUACCGGAAGAAGAAAAAUAAAAAAUAUAUAAAAAAUAAAUUAAAAAAAGGAAAAAUCAUCUAUGCAUACAUCUGCAUUGGGGACUUCUCCAAUUGCUACGAACACAUAAACCAUAAUUAUCUCUUCAAAAUGUUGAAGCAUUUUUUCCACGGAAUUACAAACUUUGAGUUUAUUUACGUUUUUAAAAGAUCCUUCCGUCUGUAUAACCACUAUAUGAAUAACUCCCUCCUGACCUACUACCCUGUGAAUGUGAAAGAGUUUGGCAUCAAUUGCAUUAAGAAUUUGCGAGAGCUCAUUGUAAAAUCUAAUUCGAAUAAGUGCCACGGCUUCCUACUGAGACAGUUCUUUAAGAACACCUCCUGCACCGACUUGUAUAUUUUUUCAGAUUCGUAUAAAAGCGUGCAGGUAGAAAUGAGGGACAUCUUCAUGACCAUCAUCACCAUCGUCAGGUACUACUACUUGAACAUUUAUUUCAGCAUCAAGGAAAUAAAAAUGAAGAGGAAAAAUAUUUUUUACUUUCAGCUCUUCCAGCAGGGGAAAAGGGAAGACGUCUAUCGCGCCUUGCGCAGCAGGGGGAAGCUCGACCAGUUGCGGCGCCUGCAGGGGGGAGCGGAAGUGGAAGCGGAAGUGGAAGCGGAAGCGGAAGCGAAAGCGGCGGAGAAAGCUGUGGAAGAGGGGGACCUUACGGAGAACCCCCUUGAGGGAGCCACCCAAAAAAUGGGCAGCACACCGCAAAGGGGGAGGGGGGCUUGCCCACCAGACGGGCGGGAUGCAAACGGGGCGAACUCGCUCGAAUGGGGGCAUCUUGCGAUAAGCGCUGCCACCACCGCUGCGGAACGUGACGAUGGUGAAGAUGUGAAGGGCAGCCCCGCUAAGUUACCGAGGCGGAACAAAGACCAACUGGUGGGGCGAAGGCCCGGGGGGAAUGGCGGCGAAACGGCCGCGCUGGCAAAAGGGGAAGGCGCGAGCAGAACUUGUUCGGAAGGGGCCGCCCAAAAUUGCGCCAAUAGGAGCGUUGCUAAUUACCCGGAUAGGAGCGUCGUCAAUUCUCCCUAUAAAAGCGCCUCUAACGGCGCCGCUAACAGCGCCUCUAACUGUGCCGCUAACAGCGCCUCUAACUGCGCCUCUAACUGUGCCGCUAACUGCGCCGCCAACUUCCUCGAUAGGACCCCCCGCACGCCCGCGGAAAAACACUUCCUCACUUUUCAAGACAAAAAAAUCAUCAGCGACAUUUGCGGACUACCGCAAGGGUUCAGCUUGUCCAACAUUUUGUGCUCCCUCUACUACGCCUAUCUGGACCGAAAUGAAGAUUUUCAAAAUGUGCUCUACUCGGAAAAGGGCCAGGGAAGAACGGCCUCCCCCCUUCCGCAAAAUGAAAAAGCAAAGGGGGUGAAUUACCAGAAUUUAAAUUCCCUGCUCAUCAGAUUUAUUGAUGACUUCCUCUUCAUAACUGUUAACAAGAGGAAUAUGAAGCGAUUUAAAAAGCUGCUGCUCACGAGGAAAAUCUGGGGGGGGAAUAUAAAUUCCUCCAAGACAAAGAUUUUCAAGCUCCCCCUUAUUUAUAGGAGUGACUUACUGUUGGAGAAUGUCUGGGGAGAGAGAGUUCCCUGCGGGGGAAAGAGGUACCAUGGGGAGCGGCAGAAGCGGCGGAAGCGCCCGACCCUGCCGCAGCAACCGUGCACAUCGGGGCAUCUUCCUACGCUGAGCACCGAGUGCGCCUCGCCGGACCCGUACUUGACGACCCCAAAGGGGCCAAAGGGGACCCCCUCGAGCAGCACGAUAACCGGCCAAAGAAGCAGCCAAAGAAGCGGCUCAGCAACCAGCGAAGUAACCGCCGCAGAACGGAAGAGGAAGCCACCCCCUGAGCGCAGCGAGACAGUGCCGAGCACCCCCCUGAGUGAGAACUUGGCAAGUCGCGCAAAGUGUAGCAUUGCCAGUGGAGAACCCCGAAUGGGGGUCACCCCACGAAGGGGGACCGUCCACAUGAAGAAGAAGAAAAAAGGGGGAGGAAAAAAGCUAACCGAGGCGCAAAUUGGCAAACUGAAGAAGGAGCUGCUCGAAAAAAGGAAAAGGUUAACGGGAAGAGCAUCCUUUAGAGGCAGGCAAAGGGUUAAGAAGUGCCUGAGGCGGUUGAAGCGGUUGUGGCGGAGGAAGCGGCGGACAAGCGCAAAAUCUGCGUGUGGAAACCUCCGUAGUGCUGCUCACCUCCGUGGUGCUGCUCACCUCCGUAGUGCUGCUCACCUCCGUAGUGCUGCUCACCUCCGUAGUGCUGCUCACCUCCGUAGUGCUGCUCACCUCCGUGGUGCUGCUCACCUCCGUAGUGCUGCUCACCUCCGUAGUGCUGCUUACCUCCGUAGUGCUGCUCACCUCCGUAGUGCUGCUUACCUCCGUGCCGCCGCCCCCCCCCGCGGAGUGACGCCGAUCGAAUGGCUGAACAACGCAUACACCUUUGACUUCGCCAACAACUGCGUGCACAGCACCUCGUGCCAGUGGAAGAACAAACAGGACGCGACGAUCAGGAACCACCUGCACCUUAACAAUGUCAUCGUAGAAAAGAACUCCCCAAUAAACUACAUGAAAUUUUUGGUGGAAAAUCGAAUCAUGCGAAAUGUCAUAUCGAAAAUGAAAAAAAAUAAAAUGAUCUACAGAAAUAAACAGAGUACCUACUUUGCGUAUAAAAAUAAUUUCCUCCUCCUAAAAACCUCCAUCUUAAAAUUCGUUUGCUCCAUUAAAACGCUGAAGAGAAUGUUUAAUGCCUUUUAUAACGAUUGCUACAACACGAGGUUUGUUUUUCAUUUAAUUUCCUAUUUGAGGAAGUCACUUAUAAAAAAUAGGAAAAUUAAAUUUGUCAAACUUUUUCUGGUUGAUACUGCCUUGGAGGCGCUGCGGUACGCUCGGGUGUUCAAUGCCAGCAGCCCGCUUUACCCCUGCCUCAGCCGCUUAGGAAGCAUCAGGAGGAGACUCAUUCAUCGGUACAGACGGAGGAACAAGCGGGACCACUUGCUUCAGUACUAUCGCCUGUUUGGCCUCCUCCGGGAGGAACUGCGCAGCACGUGGCCUUACAUGUUUAAAAUUCGGGGCGGCGCUUCCCCCUCAAGCGGUGAUGCAUAA